Molecule: messenger RNA, 1413 nt
Organism: Microdochium trichocladiopsis
Lineage: Eukaryota; Fungi; Ascomycota; Sordariomycetes; Xylariales; Microdochiaceae
Product: cation efflux family-domain-containing protein
Exons: 1
Coding region: 1-1413 (470 amino acids)
Biological process (GO): monoatomic cation transport; transmembrane transport
Cellular component (GO): membrane
Molecular function (GO): monoatomic cation transmembrane transporter activity
Source: RefSeq, a predicted model, not a curated record
AUGGAGCCAGACUUGUCCCACAGCAUCACCCGGCACCCGCACGUCUUCCAGCUCCACGAGCACGAGAGGUCUGGCAGUGCUCGCUCCUCGAUCAGGGCUUUCGCGCCGCCUCCGCCAACCAGCCCUCCAGUGGACAACAACACCAACAAUGCUAAGAGCACCGGUGUCGAGGCUGAGGAGGAGACUGCCGAGCAGCACCCGGUCUCGCGUCACCCAUCUCAAGCCACAGAUGUAGAAAUGCAGCCCGGGCAGCUGCGCUGGCGCGACGGCAACGACCCUUUCAAUCUGUCGUCAGCCUUCCGGACGGAUGCUCAGCUUGAGCAGAUUAGAGCCAACACCUCUCGCAAGCGCGAUGGGCACUCCGGCAACAAGACCCCUGGCGGGCACAAGACCAAGAAGGCGAACCCCAAGAAGGUUGAGGGCUUUUACCGCACACAAAAUGAGACCAUUGAGCGCCUGCUCAAAAGUGUCGACGAGCACCGGAACGAGGCGCGCCAGGAGCAGUCUGAUGACCACCUGCGGUACAAGAUCGCCGUCUAUGGCUCGUUCGCUGCCAACGUUGUCCUGUCGAUCCUGCAGCUCUACGGAGCCAUUUCUUCUGGGUCGCUGUCGCUCUUCACCACCAUGGCCGACUCGAUCUUCGACCCUGCCAGUAAUCUGAUGCUUAUCAUGGCCAAUCGCGCGGUCAAAAAGGUCGACCCGAGCCGGUUCCCGUCCGGAAAGGCGCGCCUCGAGACUGCUGGCAACAUUGCAUUCUCGUUCCUGAUGACUGCCGUUUCGCUCAUUCUCAUCUGCUUCUCGAUCCGGGAUAUUGCAACGCACGACGGAGCUUCGGAUGAGGUGAACGGUUUCCAUCUUCCAGCCGUCAUUGCAGUCGCCAUCGCGUUCACCACCAAGUUCUGCUUGUUUCUCUACUGCUGGGGUAUCAAGGACAAGUAUAGCCAGGUCGACAUCCUCUGGCAGGACCACCGCAACGAUCUGCUCAUCAACGGCUUCGGUAUCCUCACAUCAGUCGGUGGUAGCAAGCUCGUCUGGUGGAUCGACCCCAUGGGCGCCAUCAUCCUGUCUGUGCUCAUUAGCUGCAUCUGGCUCCGCACAGCGUUCCAGGAGUUCCUCUUGCUCGUGGGUGUCGUCGCCAGCGUUGAGAUGCAGCAGCUCAUCACCUACGUCUCGCUCACGCACUCGCCCGCCAUCAUGGGCAUCGACACCGUCCGCGUGUACCACUCUGGCCCGCGCCUCAUCGCCGAGGUCGACAUCGUCAUGAACCCCGACUCGUCGCUGCGUGCUACCCACGAUGUCGCCGAGGAGCUGCAGAUGAAGCUUGAGAACCUGCCAGAUAUCGAGCGUGCUUACGUCCACGUGGACUACGAGACGACUCACAAGCCUGAGCAUUUCUUCAAGAAGGACAUCUGA